ACUAAGCUUGAGUAAAGAUUCAGCCCCCACAAUAGUACAUUUCUUUUAUAAGUUGUGUUCCAAAAUAUGAGAGGGCAAAGAUUCACAAUUGAAUUCUUACUGAAUUCCAUUUUAGACGAGGUCCAGCAAGGUAAUGACCAGCCAGCGAACCACCAGGAAUCUCAAAACAAACUCCUUAAGGAAGUUGCAUUCAAGAAAAGAAGUCUGACUAAGAAGAAAAGCCAUGAAUGUAGUUCACUGGGGGAAAAGAGUGUGAGUACAAAACAUGUUCCUUCAAAAAAAAAGCUUAAAUUCGAUUCACAUGGAAAGAGUUUGAAACAGAAUUCAGACUUACCUGGUCGUAUAAGAAACUAUGCAAAAAAGAAACCUAGCGUAGCUAAAGAGCACAAGAAAUCAUUAAGCCAUAGCUUACCUGAUACAAAGAAAGACAAAAAUCAAACUGGAAAGAAACAAAAAUUCUCCAACCCUAGCUUAUCUAAUAAGCAUGACAAAACUCAAACUGGCAAGAAACAUGAGAAAUUAGCUCAUCAUAGCUCAUCCGAUACUAAAUGGGACAAAAUUCAAACUGGAGAGAAACAUGAGAAAUCAUCCAGCCAUAGCCCAUCUCCUACUAAGUGUGACAAAACUCAAACUAAAGCAAAACCCUAUGAAUGUAAUCAAUGUGGGAAGGUUCUCAGCCAUAAACAAGGACUCAUUGACCAUCAGAGAAUUCACACUGGAGAGAAACCGUAUGAAUGUAAUGAAUGUGGGAUAGCCUUUAGCCAAAAGUCACACCUCGUUGUACAUCAAAGAACUCACACUGGAGAAAAACCAUAUGAAUGUAUUCAGUGUGGCAAAGCCCACAGUCAUAAACAUGCCCUUACCGACCACCUGAGAGUUCAUACUGGGGAAAAGCCCUAUAAAUGUACUGAAUGUGGGAAAACCUUUAGACACAGCUCAAAUCUUGUUCAACAUGUGAGAUCUCAUACAGGUGAGAAGCCCUAUGAAUGUAAGGAAUGUGGAAAAUCCUUUAGGUAUAACUCAUCUCUUACUGAACAUGUGAGAACUCAUACAGGUGAAAUACCAUAUGAAUGUAAUGAAUGUGGAAAGGCCUUUAAAUAUAGCUCAUCCCUUACUAAACAUAUGAGAAUUCAUACAGGUGAGAAACCCUUUGAAUGUAAUGAAUGUGGGAAAGCUUUCAGCAAGAAGUCACACCUCCUUAUACAUCAAAGAACUCAUACUAAGGAGAAGCCCUAUAAAUGUAAUGAAUGUGGAAAAGCAUUUGGACAUAGCUCUUCUCUUACUUACCACAUGAGAACUCAUACAGGUGAAAGUCCUUUUGAAUGUAAUCAGUGUGGGAAGGCCUUCAAACAAAUUGAGGGCCUUACUCAACAUCAGAGAGUUCAUACUGGGGAGAAACCCUAUGAAUGUAAUGAAUGUGGGAAAGCUUUUAGCCAAAAGUCACACCUCAUUGUACAUCAGAGAACUCAUACUGGGGAGAGACCUUUUGAAUGUAAUGAAUGUGGAAAGGCUUUCAAUGUGAAGUCACAACUUAUUAUACAUCAGAGAUCCCACACUGGAGAGAAACCCUAUGAAUGUAAUGAAUGUGGAAAAGCUUUCAAACAAAAUGCAUCUCUUACCAAACAUGUGAAAACUCAUUCAGAAGAAAAAUCUCAUGAGUGAAAUUAAUGUGGGAAACCUUUUAAUUCAACUAAGGUUUUGUUUAACCUUAGUAGGACUCUGAAUUUUAAGGAUGUUAGAAAGCUUUUAAUAAGAAGUCAGUCAUACCUAAUUACACAUGAGAGAGUUUGAAAAUGAAUCUUAGGGGCGCCUGGGUGGCUCAGUUGGUUAAGCAACUGCCUUCGGCUCAGGUCAUGAUCCU
Messenger RNA from Leptonychotes weddellii (Weddell seal), 1861 nucleotides. The record is from RefSeq and is a predicted model, not a curated record. NCBI's taxonomy places the organism in Eukaryota, Metazoa, Chordata, Mammalia, Carnivora, Phocidae.